GGUGACUUGUGACGUCAUUGUUCAAAUGUUCAAAGCCGACGGGUUGUAUCCCCAGCUACACUAGACCGGUAGACCCGAAUAUUUUAUGAAUUGCCAAGGUAUAUGUGUAGUCUGUGGUUGUAUCCCCAGCUACACUAGACCCGAAUAUUUUAUGAAUUGACAAGAAACAUAUGACAUUGCAUAUACAGGAAGGAGGAGCAAUGACUCAAAGAUAGACCGCACCAAGCAGGCGCAAUGACAAAAACGGAAUAAGGAGCCAGUUUACCAACAUACCAACAUUACCACGUUAGCUGGUGACAAUUUCACCUUAUUCAUAAGAUAUUUCUGGCAGAAAGAAUCUUAGGAAAGCAAGGGUUCAUACAGGGACCACAGUCCCUAAAGAGCAGAAUAUGAAUCAUAUGGAUGGAAUAAGCUAUUUAAUGAAUGGCACUAAAGUCAAGAUUUCUGUAUCACCAAGGGAGAUGUGGAAGAAGCAUUUGGAAGACAGUUCAGUCACAGAAAAUUUCAUCCCAAAUACAACUAGAGUUGAGGAAACAGCACGCUUUUCAGAGAAAUUUCUUGAGAUGUCAAAUUCUGGUCAGUAUCUUUUGGCACAUAUGAGGGAGACUUCAAGAAUUUCCCCUGGAUCAGAUGGUUCAUCCUCUUUAUCAGAUAAUAGUCAUCAGCUCAAAAGCAGUUGUAAGAGAGGUCAACUUUCAAAUUCAAAUAAUGAGGAACAAACAAAUUCAAAGAAUGCAAUUGAUUACAAUGUUGAUACGGACGUACACUUAAGGAAGAAAAAGAAACCACGAACAAGUGGCACAAAACCACAAAUAUAUGAUGACGCACUUGACAUAAGCGAACACCAUACUCGGACGAGAAGAGAAGGAGAGAUGAGUAAUAGCAUGGAAUCAUCAGAUACUAGUUUUUCCAAAUAUAAAACACCAGAACAUAAACUCAAGAAGAAGAAAUAUGCAGUAAUAAAGCAGGAUUUAUUUGAUAUAACAUCACCUACUGUUUUACAUCAGACGAAGCAACUAAUGAAAGAUACUUGGAAGACGACUGGUAAUCUUAAUGUAGAUCCAGAAAUCACCAAGAGUUGUGACCAACCAAAAAUAUUUGAAUCAAGAUCAAGUGCAGACUCUAUUUUGAACGUGAGACCAAAAAAUGCAUUGAGGAAGAAGGUGCAAAGGCCUCAUGGGAAAAAUCCGUAUGAAUCUUUGAUGGGUACCAGCAAUAACGUUGAUCCUAUAGCUGAAUUAGAAAAUAAAACUGGAAAUGUUUCUUCAGGAUCAGCUAGUAGCAUUGCACCAGUACCUAAAAAUUUCAGAUACAAUUUUAAGCAGAUACAUCUGAAGAGUGGUAUGUUUGACUCAGUAGUUGAGAAUGCUGUUGCUGAGGAUUCUGUUCGGAACAUGCAGGCGAAUGUAGAUGACCCAUGUACCAGUGAGCAACAGAAUAAAGAUAUUUCUGCUGAAAUGGAUGUUCGAAAAGCUCCUGCAUUUGCCAAAAUUGUUGGCAAAAGAAACAAAAAACAUUUUCAGCCCAAUUACUCUGAAUUAGUUGUUGGAAAUAAUGAUGGCAGUGCUGAGCAAAAUAUUUUACAUCAGACGAAGCAACUUAUGAAAGAUACUUGGAAGAAGACUAGUAAUCUUAAUGUAGAUCCAGAAAUCACCAAGAGUUGUGACCAACCAAAAAUAUUUGAAUCAAGAUCAAGUGCAGACUCUAUUUUGAACGUGAGACCAAAAAAUGCAUUGAGGAAGAAGGUGCCAAGGCCUCAUGGGAAAAAUCCGUAUGAAUCUUUGAUGGGUACCAGCAAUAACGUUGAUCCUAUAGCUGAAUUAGAAAAUAAAACUGGAAAUGUUUCUUCAGGAUCAACUAGUAGCAUUGCUCCAGUACCUAAAAAUUUCAGAUACAAUUUUAAGCAGAUACAUCUGAAGAGUGGUAUGUUUGACUCAGUAGUUGAGAAUGCUGUUGCUGAGGAUUCUGUUCGGAACAUGCAGGCGAAUGUAGAUGACCCAUGUACCAGUGAGCAACAGAAUAAAGAUAUUUCUGCUGAAAUGGAUGUUCGAAAAGCUCCUGCAUCUGCUAAAAUCAUUGGCAAAAGAAACAAAAAACAUCUUCAGGCUAAUUACUCUGAAUUGGUUGUUGGAAAUAAUGAUGAAAGUGCUGAGAAAAAUAUUGAUAAGCAGAACAAUUAUAUUGCCUUGGCUGAGAAUUAUGAAAAAAAUACAUUUGCAGGUAGUAUUUCUGCAGAAAUGGAUGUUAUGAAAGCUCCUGCAUCUGCUAAAAUUGUUGGUAAAAGAAACAAAAAACAUCUUCAGCCCAAUUACUCUGAAUUAGCUGUCGGAAAUAAUGACAAAAGUGCUGAGCCCACUGUUGAGAAACAGCACAGUGAUAUUGCCUUGGAUGAGAAUUAUGCCCAAAAUGGAUUGGCAGCUAAUACAAAGGAAAGUGUAGAAGUUUCUGACACAAAUUUAUUUAUAAUGAAGGUACUUGGAAAGAAAAUUGAUCCAGUGUCACCACACACAUUCGAGCUUUCAGGAAUGCAGGGGGAUUCACAUAAAAAUUAUAACUUAGAAGGUAGUAGACAAACAAAUGAUGGGGACUAUAACCACUCAGUUGAUACAUUAGUUAAAAGAAAAGCCUUCCAUGGCCUCAAACGCACCUCUGAAUAUGAUUUUCACACGUUACCUGAAUUUGGCAGACCAGUGGAAUCACCUAGUUAUUCUCUUACAAUCUCUAAAUUCAAACCAAAAAUUACAUCUUCUAAGAUCGUUGUGGAUAAAGAUGAGAUUAUAGAACAGUGUCCACCUACUCUGGCUGCACUUCAGCAAGAGGCAACAUCUAACAUGUUAAAAGUAACUCAUAAAGAGAAACAAACGUAUCAGUCAGAUAACCCCAUUGCUCACCAGCCAAGAGUUUCAGAUCAUGAGAGUGAGGAAACUAACUGUAAGGAAAGAAAGAAAUGUUAUAAUAGUGUUUGUGACAACACUCUGUCAUCAGAUUUAACAUUUGAUCCAGACAAUGUACCACAUUCAACAAUGGUGAAAUCAAGCAGUAAGAAGGAACAUCCACCUUCUGCCAUGCGCAAAAUAGAGACUAAAACGAGAAGGAGCCUGGCAGCUUCAUUUCUGGAGUUAGCGCAUGUUUCCACAGAAAGUAGUGAAACAGUUAGUUCACGGACAGAGAAGGCAGGUAUCAGAAAUAAUAAUUUCACAUUAAAUGGCAGGGAAAGUGGAAAUGGACCAACUAUUGAAAAUAAAAUAAAUGACAAUGGAAUGAAACACAGUGAAUUAGAAACAAAUGAGCAUCACUCAAAUAUUGUAAGAAAAGAUGCCAGUUUUGCUAACAAAAUUCCUGUGCCAGAAAACUUACAUGCUGUGUCAGACCACAAACCCAUUACAGAAAGCAUUCCCUCAGAUGUUUUGAAUUUCCUAACAUCAAACUACAGGACAUCAGAACAGUCUGCUGGUGAUAAUGAUGUUAGUCAAGUGUUUGGACAUAUGAGAAACAAAAAUAAAAGCUUGGCAAAAAGUAGAUCCAUAAAUUCUCAAGAUGAAUUAAUCAAUGCAGACAGUAAAAAUGAAAAGAAAAAGCAAGGUAACAAUAAAAGUGUUCCUGGUGAACUUGCAAACUCUCCUGAUCAUAUUGUAUUCCAAAAAAUAAUUAAGCCUCAAAAUAUGGGGUGUGAUACCAAACAGAGUGUAUCUUUGCCUGGUAUGGGAAGCAUUUCUUCAUACUCUACUAGUAAAGCACAAGAAAAGUGUGACAAUCAUGCUGAAAUUGACCAGAUAUCUCCAUUUAACACAUUUGCUCAGAAAAUUUGUAAUUCAGAAGUUGACGAGCUUAAUCUGAGAAAGAGUGACAAAGUAAGUUUGAGAGCUGAGAGGAGAAAGUCUUCAAAUUAUUAUGUGGCAGUUUCAUCUAGUAAAUUGAUUGAGACAGAUGUCUCAACUAGCAAAAAAGGCAGUAACAUGAGGAGUAUCACCAAAAUGACAGGUGCUUCCAUAGAAAAUAAAACUGAUUAUCCUGUUGCACCUAAUUUUAGUGAGGAACACUGUACAUCGAAAGGAACACCAGAAUUAAGAGAAUUAUCUUCUCCUUCUCUGUCAGCAUCUCAUAUAAAUAGAACAUCUCACAAGGAAAACUUCUCCUUGAGCAUUAAAAACAGCAGUGAAGUAAGAAAAAAUGUGAACAAAAAUUCAACAGCUAACAAUGUGUCAAAUGCUAAAAUUGUUACCUCAGAUUCACCUCGUUUCUCUAAAGCAGAUAAUGGUAAAGGGCAUGAUGAGUACUUGAAAGACAGUUUCCAGAGAAACAGACAAACCGAAAAAGAGAAACAAAGUUUUACUGACACUCAACAAGACAGUAUAAAUAGAAACAGCCAAACGAGAAGUGAGAGACAAAGUUAUGCGGACAACCAUCCACAACCAAUGGUAGAUGAUGAUGCAGGUGGUACAGAGGAGGAGAGACCAGUGAUUAACACAGCACCUCUGGAGAAAAGUAAAUGUAUUAUUCACCAGAAAAAAUCGGAUCUCAAGCAAACUCUUGGUAAACCAACAGUACAUGCUCGUUUCUUGAUUGACGGUGAAGUGUAUCACAAACCUAAACUGACACGUCCAAAGCCUUGGAUUAAUCAGAGAUUUUAUAAUCAUAUUUUACCAAAAUUUGACAGAAAAUUUGGUCUCAAUGGUACUGUAAAGUGUGAAGAGUUUGUAAAAGUACUCUGUACCGAAGUUACGGCUUGCAUUCGUGAAAGAAAAAAUUGUGAUGUACGUGUAUACAGUGUACAAAAGUUACUCAGAAAAUACUUAUCAGUAAACACUUAUGCAGACUUCCUUAUAUUUGGGGAAAAAUAUUUACCGGAUGAGUUUAAUUUCAAGGUGGGUCUGACAUAUGAAAAGCAUAAUAGAAAUAAAUGAGAAUAAUUAAAUUUGUUGAUAUAUUAUAGACUAAUUACUGUAAGUCUGAGGAUUUUUGAGUACCAGAUCAAAAUGAGUGGCCAGUGGUUGUGUGGUCAAAUCUCAUAAGUGUUAUCUCAAAGGAAUUAAUCAAUUAAGAGGAAAAUUGUGUCCUGGUAUCAUUCUUGGGUCUAAUUUGUUAAUAACGAUUCUAAACUGUAUAUUAUUUAGCAUAUUUUAUGUUAUUUAAUCAUAACAGUAAGUAUAUAAUACCUCAUUGGGUCUAUAUGUACGUAAAUAGUCAUAAAAAUAUUUAUUUACAUUGUACAUUUAUAACAAUUGUUAAUACGUUUAACACUGUAUGUGCCCAUUCACUUGAAUUAAAAAUUACUGUAGUUCUGUAGUUAUUUAUAUUAUAUACAAAUAUUGUUUCAGAUGCAUUGUAUAGUGCAAGAUUUUGUGAUGUAUUAUAUUAUGAAUACUAAUACUGAGCUGUAACAUUGUACAUGACGAGGGAGUGGUCGAGACGUGUCAUAAGCAAUCCUGUGUUGAAAUUUAUGUUAGUAAAUUUUCCAGAAAAAUCCAUGUGCAAUAUUUCAGCUGUUGGCUUGCACUGGAAGCUGCUAAAAAAAUUAUGAAAAAUGACUUUUCACACGUGGGUUCUGCACCUGGAACUAUCUAAGCAUACAUCCCUGAAAUCCAUGGAACUCACAGAAAGUGGUCUCUGGGAUUUGGAAAGAGGUUAGAUAUGCAUUGCACAUAAUUAAAUUGUGAUACAGUGAAAUUACUUUACUAUUUCAGUGCCAAUUUUAACUAAAAACUUAACAUUAUGAACUAAAACAUUAAAUUUGAGUUUCUCUGCAGGUAUUCUUCAGUGGAGUAGAAAUAGUUGCCUAACAGAAAGUUCUUUCACUCUUCAGCUCCACCAGCUGAUUAGAUGACAUUCAGUGUGCUCUGGUUGUUGAUAGUGUAUGUACCCAAGUACCUGUAAAUUAAGUCUGUGAUCUAUGUGUAGUUCUAAAAUAUAACAAUACAUUCUGCUUCUUGGAUUUCAUUGUUUGAGAACCCUAUUUUCAUAGCUUGUGGAGUUCUACAAGCACUGAAGUGUAUGUACUGGGUCUGCCAUUUAGCUGUGAACCAUUUACUGCUGUUUUUUGAAUAUGGGGACUAGACUACUUUUCAUUCCUAUACUUGUAUCAUUUGUAAAAAGGACAAAAUCUGCACCUUAUGAAACAACAAGUGGAAGAUCGUUUAUAUAUGUCAGAAACAAGAGAAGACUGCAAAUUGAACCUUGUGGUAAACUGUUCCCUUAAAAUUCUGAGUGCCUGUUGUCAUCUGAUUGACAUGGAACUGCAGCUCAUUGCUUUCUGUCAUUCAGAUAGGAAAAAAACCCUCAAACCUGCCAUCUCUGACUUUUCAUAAUAUUUUAACUUUUGUGUUAGGAUAUUGUGGUUCACACAGUCAAAAGCUGUGACUAGGAGGUCGCACCUGGCUAUCUAAGGUAUCUCCAGACACAUCUUGGGCCUGGAAUCUCAUUGACUGGAA
Molecule: messenger RNA, 6428 nt
Organism: Schistocerca cancellata (South American locust)
Lineage: Eukaryota; Metazoa; Arthropoda; Insecta; Orthoptera; Acrididae
Exons: 4
Coding region: 390-4904 (1504 amino acids)
Source: RefSeq, a predicted model, not a curated record